CGGCCGCAGUUUGGUCAGAUUGUGAAAACUCCCAAGAAGCGGGGAGUAAGUUACUAAGCCUUCAUAGAGAAGAAAAAAAAGCCAAAUACCCUGAAAUAGAAUAUAAGCAAAAAGAAACAUCUACGGACGUCCACACGGAAUACAUUUUUAAGUAAUAUAUUAAUAAAUUGUUUAUGAAGAAAGUAUUUAUCUACUUUUGUAUUUGCACUAUUUGGCUACCGUUAGCAAGCUACUCCGGCUGAAAAUAUUUUUAUGUGCCCUAAUGAGCAGAAGCAUUCACCUGCAGAAAGAAGGGCAUUUCUCUGCAACCAGCACUUUCCCAUUUUUUUUAAACCAAUUUUUUUUUUUUUUUAACGAAGUAGUCAUUUUGUGAGGCGCCGCCUACUCAAGCCUUUCACAGCACUUGGGAGUUGGGGUAGAAGAAAUCCAAACUGAGGGAAAAUCUUUUUGCAUGGGAAGUGGGGCAGCUAUGCAGCUGGAGAUCCAGGUAGCGCUGAAUUUCAUCAUCUCCUAUUUAUACAACAAGCUCCCGCGCCGCCGCGUCAACAUCUUUGGCGAAGAGCUGGAGCGGCAGCUCCGGCAGAAGUAUGAGGGGCACUGGUACCCCGAGAAGCCCUACAAAGGCUCCGGGUUCCGCUGCAUCCAUGUGGGAGAGAAGGUGGACCCGGUGGUGGAGCAGGCGGCCCGAGAGAGCGGACUGGAGAUCCAGGACGUGCGCAACAACCUGCCUCAGGACCUGAGCGUGUGGAUCGACCCGUUCGAGGUGUCCUAUCAGAUCGGGGACAAGGGGCCCGUCAAGGUGCUGUACGUGGACGACAGCGGGGAGGCCAGCUCGGAGCUGGACAAGGAGAUCAAGAGCAGCUUCAACCCGGAGGCGCAGGUGUUCCUGCCCAUCGGGGAUCCUGCCGGCACCUCGCCCGCGUCCAGCUCCCCCUCCCCGCCUUUCGGGCGCUCGGCCGCCGUCAGCCCCAGCUUCCCGCCGCGCCCGGCCCCGCCCCUCACCUUCACCACUGCCUCCUUCGCCGCCACCAAGUUCGGCUCCACCAAGAUGAAGAGCAGCGGGCGCGGCGGCGCCAAGGGAUCUCGCUCCUCCCCCACCGGCCUGAAAGCCCCGCCCACAUCCCUGCCCCCACUGUACGGGCCGCCGCCGCCCCAGGGCUCCGCCCUGUCCCCCAAUGCCAAGGAGUUUGUGUUUCCCAGCAUGCCGGGGCGGGGCCAGGGCAGCGAUGGGCCCCUGCCAUACAGCAACACCUUUGACGUGUUCGCAGCCUACGGUGGCCUGAACGACAAGUCCCUCAUGGACAGCCUGAACUUAAGCCUCAACAACAUGCAGUAUUCCAACCAGCAGUUCCAGCCAGUCAUGGCCAACUAACCAGGGGAGAGGGGGAACGCACAUUUAUGGAAAAACUAAAAAAAAAAUACAGAAGAAACAUUAAUCCCUGUGGUACGAGUCAAUGUGUGAGCCCAAGGGUGUUUGGUUUUGUGCCCCCUUGAGUUUUUUUUUUGUUUUUUUUUCUUUUUCUUUCUUUUUGUAACACUCUAAGCUUAUCAUACAAAAGGUCCAAGCUUUUACAGUACUUGGUUACUUAAACUUAACAUGCAUCAUUGUUUUAAUUUGUUUGCCAACCAAGCACAAAAUUUCCUUUUUGUUUUUUAAACUGACUUUAAAAAUGAAAAAACGAAGAAAAAACAGACAAACCUUCAAGAUGUGGCCACUUACAGUAUUUAAGAUAAAGCAGGACACGGCCAAUUUUCAAAGGAACUGGCAUUAAUAUGUGGGUUUCAUUGUCUUUUUUUUUCUAAUUGUGUAAUUUAAUUUAGUACAGAGUUUGUAAAAUAUCAGAGAAUAUAUUGUUUCUACGACAUGGUAUUGCAUUUAUAUCUUUUUACUACUCCAGUGAUCUGUGAUGGCUGCAGCAGCUUUAUGUUAUAUUUUCUUUUUUUACGAGAAUUGUAAAAUACAUCCAUCUUUGAAAACAUCUACUAUUCUAAAGAUUGUGUACAGAAUAUUCCUUAGUGGUGGAAUUUAAGAAUAUUUGCUUUUUUUGAAAAGAUAAGAAUUGUAUUUUCUGUUAAGAGUAAAGAUUUUUGCUAUAUUAUGGACAAAAUGUAAUCGUAUAUAUUAAUUUUUGUACCAACAUUGUGCAAUACUUGAUAAAGACAACGGUAUAACAAAGUAUUUUGAGUCAGUGUCUUACAUGUUAAGAGGGACUGAUAGUUUAUAUUAAGUUUGUAUUAAAAUGCUUAAAAUAUGCUUGUCUUUAUUUUUUUUAAAUUUCAUAUUGGCAUCCUGGUCUUUUUAAUAAAAUGAACUCUAGUGAAA
This is a messenger RNA of Anguilla anguilla (European eel), 2323 nucleotides long. RefSeq names its product protein Tob1-like. Gene Ontology annotation, cellular component: nucleus; cytoplasm. NCBI's taxonomy places the organism in Eukaryota, Metazoa, Chordata, Actinopteri, Anguilliformes, Anguillidae. The record is from RefSeq and is a predicted model, not a curated record. The coding region runs from base 452 to 1372 and encodes 306 amino acids. Gene Ontology annotation, molecular function: transcription corepressor activity. The transcript is spliced from 2 exons. Gene Ontology annotation, biological process: regulation of gene expression.